CCUCUCAGGUUAGCAACUUCUCAGUUUCUUGUGCCUUUCCUUUUCUCUUUUUCUCACCUCUACCCAUUUCCCUCCUUCUUCCUUUGAUUCCUCUUCAGCUUUCAGAUAUCUCUGUUUUGUAUUUAAAUUCCUUGAGGAACAAAAACCAGUCUUUUGAGAAAUGGAGAAUUUUGUUGGGCUUUGUAAGGGAGAUGAUCAGAUGGAUUUACCACCUGGGUUUCGAUUCCACCCAACUGAUGAAGAGCUUAUAACUCACUAUCUGUCCAAAAAGGUUAUUGAUAGCAACUUCUGUGCUAGAGCAAUUGGAGAUGUGGAUUUGAAUAAGUGUGAGCCUUGGGAAUUGCCAAAGAAAGCGAAAAUGGGAGAGAAGGAGUGGUACUUCUUCUGUGUUAGGGACAGAAAAUACCCAACUGGUUUGAGGACAAACAGGGCUACUGAAGCUGGUUACUGGAAGGCCACUGGUAAAGACAAGGAGAUCUUCAGAAGGAAAAUACUGGUUGGAAUGAAGAAAACUCUGGUUUUCUACAGAGGAAGAGCUCCAAAAGGAGAAAAGACCAACUGGGUCAUGCACGAGUAUAGGUUGGAGGGGAAAUACUCUCUCUGCAAUCUCCCCAAAACAGCCAAGAACGAGUGGGUGAUUUGCAGGAUAUUUCAGAAGAGUUCUGGUGGGAAGAAAACACUUGUUUCAGGACUGGUGAGACUGAGCUCAUUUGGGGAUGAAUUGGGUCCAUCCCUUUUGCCUCCAUUAAUGGAUUCUUCUUCCUACAAUAGCAAGAUCAAAAUCAAUCCAGCUGAGACAACUCACGUGACCUGCUUCUCCAACCCAAUGGAGGUCCAGAAAAACCAGGAAGAGAUGGCUGAUUACUUCAAUUCUCCUCUUUUUGCUGCUUCUGCUAACCCUUCUGAUAUGAACUCUGCUUCAUUGCUUUUCUCAAAAUUUGGUCUUCCAAACUCAUUUUACUCCACUCAAGGCACUCCAAACCUUGGCAAUUUGCAAUACCCAGGUUCCCUUUUCAUGCCAGACCAGGCUAUCUUGAAGGCUUUGCUUGGGAAUCAUGGAGCAAACAUGAGACAGAGUUGCAAACCAGAAAGGGAGAUGGUCAGCAUCUCACAAGAAACAGGGCUGAGCACUGAUAUGAACACUGAAAUCUCUUCUGUUGUCUCCAAUCAUGAUAUGGGUAGGAGGUCUUUUGAAGAUCAAGAUGAUCCAUCAACCUCAGGUGGCCCAGUAGACCUUGAUUGUCUUUGGAAUUAUUGAAAUGAUAGAAGAAGAAGAAGUGAGAGGAGAAGCUGAAUAGGUAGAUAGGAAGCAAGAAGAAGAUGAAGAAGAUGAAUUGCAGUCACUAUUAUUUGUCUUGUCUAAAAUUGAUAGUGUGUAUAGAUUUCUGAAUCUAAAUAACAUGUAAGAAGGAAAAUGAGGGUUAUGGCCAUUGUAUAAUAUGAAAUCAAACUCAAAAUUUUCCC
This is a messenger RNA of Telopea speciosissima, 1464 nucleotides long. Its product is annotated as NAC domain-containing protein 100. The record is from RefSeq and is a predicted model, not a curated record. NCBI's taxonomy places the organism in Eukaryota, Viridiplantae, Streptophyta, Magnoliopsida, Proteales, Proteaceae. Gene Ontology annotation, molecular function: DNA binding. The transcript is spliced from 4 exons. Gene Ontology annotation, biological process: regulation of DNA-templated transcription. The coding region runs from base 161 to 1258 and encodes 365 amino acids.